Pogonomyrmex barbatus (red harvester ant) is the source of this 549-nucleotide messenger RNA. RefSeq lists its product as uncharacterized. The record is from RefSeq and is a predicted model, not a curated record. NCBI's taxonomy places the organism in Eukaryota, Metazoa, Arthropoda, Insecta, Hymenoptera, Formicidae.
AUGCCCAUGUUCGUCCACGAUGACUUCCGCGGACCGCCCCCACUCGCAAGAUUGCUGAUCGGGAAAGUCCCCGUGGAGGUUGGGCCCCAUAUAAAAUACCUGGGGCUCACCUUGGAUGGCCAAUGGGGGUUCAGGAGGCAUUUCGACCUCCUGGCCCCUAGGGUGAAAGCGGUAGCCAAUCGGCUCAACCGCCUUUUACCCAAUUUAGGAGGUCCGAGCGCCAAAGUUAGGCGACUCUAUGCCAACACCGUCCACUCGGUGGCCCUGUAUGGGUCACCGAUAUGGGUCCAGCACCUGGCGGAGGAUGACAAAAGCCUCCGCCAGAUGAGGCAGGCGCAGCGCCGUAUCGCGCUGCGCCUGGCGCAGGCCUAUCGGACGGUGUCGCACGCGGCGGUUGCGGCCGGGACGCCCCCCAUCGACUUGCUGGCAUUUGGGCACGCCGAGGUUUAUCGGCGUGUCCGCCAGCUAAGGUCACAGGGGGCACCCCUAACUAACAGGGCUGUGGAACGAGUUCGUCAGGAGGUGCGACGCCGGAUCGUAGAACGCUAG